Molecule: messenger RNA, 3825 nt
Organism: Fonsecaea pedrosoi CBS 271.37
Lineage: Eukaryota; Fungi; Ascomycota; Eurotiomycetes; Chaetothyriales; Herpotrichiellaceae
Exons: 1
Coding region: 1-3825 (1274 amino acids)
Source: RefSeq, a predicted model, not a curated record
AUGGCGGUCGGGUUUCGAAACCCACACAGUCGUGGUGCAACUUCGAAGGAAACUGAAUUGGUGCACCAUCAGCCCAGCAUUGCUCCAGCGUUUCCACUAUCGUCCCCUCAACAGGAGCCUCUCACGACGUUUAAACCCAUUAAUGGCGGUAUGACAUUGGCACCAAACGAGACCUUCUUUUCCCCAAACCCUUUCGCUUCCAGCUCUUCCGACGAUGACACUGGAUCUUCGAGUGGCCAGGAUGAAUUCCACCUUGAGAGAUAUAGUCAAGAAACGACGAGAAACGGACAGGUUUCGGGACCAAAGCGCAAGCAGUCCAGUCGACGAAAGCAUCAGCAGAAGUUAGUGGGACCUCGAACCGACAAGAAGAUUCGCCCAGGAUUGAAUAUUGUCACCAAUUUCCCGGCGCAGGCCAAACGAACGCAAACUGAUGGGCUUGUCAUUGAACAGGUGCAGUCACAAAGACCUCGCCUGGGCCCGAGAUACACCACAUCCGUCCUGUCGGCUAAAGCUGAGCAUGUAAGCCACUUGGUACCCGACUCUAUUCCUAAUCACAACAUGAAAGGACCGCUAAAUCACAAUGGAGAGGUCUUGAAGAGGACCAUCGCCCGACAAGCUGUUUCGAAGUUACAAGAGUCACAAGCGGCGAGAAAGGCGAGGGAGGAGUCUCGGGUGAUCGGAAAGAUGGACACUGGCGGACAAGCUCAUGGGAUUGUCAAAGAGGAGGAGCUCCGAGAACCAACCAAUGCCCUAAGUGAUUACUCCCCGGAGGCUCGAUCAAUCGUUAUAGGAAUUAGUGUUCCCGAACACGAACUGGACGCACACCGUUCUGCUGGUGGCGUAAGCAAUACCUACUCCGCGAUCACGCCAGACACGCCUGCAAUCGUGGUUACUCCAGCUGAAGAAAUAGAUUCUUGGAAACCGCCUUUCUUCGGCAAGGGUCGGCCUAUAUCGAGCAUGUAUUCUCCAUAUACGCGCAGCGAAACGCAGAUCCGAGACAGUGAACUGCCGCCGGUGCCGAAGAUUCCGUUGAGACACGCACACUAUGAUGACCAAGUUCAGCCAACGAUAGGCGCAAGCAUUGCUCAAUCCACCCGAGGUGCCAGCCAAAAGGAUGCAGAGGACUAUGACAGUGACGGCGGAUCCCAUCAAUCUCUGGAGGAGAUAUCGAGGAUGUCGUCUGAUAGCCAAGAACAAAUUCUCCCCUCAGAUCUAGAAAGCAGACGGCGCAAAUCACAGGGUUGGUGGAAUCUUAUGCUCUCGCCCAUGCUUUCGAGGAAGGGUACCACCACAGAGAAACCCAAGAGCAAGAGUCCAGCCACGCCUCCAGUUCCUUCGCUGCCAGCCGAUAUACGUCUUUCCAGAAGUGACAUCGUUUCUCCUCUCACCUCCGAAUCUCCAGAAACACCUCGGCGGUUCGGAUUAGCAAGUGCUAGGGCAAGCAUUUGGUCGAGGUGGACAACAUGGGAAAGACAAAGAGAUGGCAGUUUGCAUUCUCCUCCCGCCAAUUUACCUCAUCCUGAUGUCGAUCAAUCUCCACAUUUAGUACAAGAUGUUAACCCAGGCACAGCGUGGGCUGUCGUCGAUUUCACCAAAGGCCUUGCAGCAGAAUAUUACCAUGCUUGUGCUGUCGAACAAUUGACGGGUGUUCCAUACUUUGAAUGCGACAACCACUCCUGUGCCAGCAGAUUACCAAAGCUUCAUUCAAUUUUUGACAAAGGAGUCGUUGCUGAGCCCGCUCAGGACGUCUCUGAUUCGAGGCGGGUUGAUGCUGACCUUGAAGAGACUGCAGAUGCUCCAGAUAAUGAGAAGAGAGUGCUGAGCCGUGGUGUUUCCAUCCGCUCAGAGCCUGAAGAACUGUCACCAAAUGUCAGACAAGCAGAAACCGCCGCGGUUGUCAAGGCAAAAUCUGUGGAGAGUCCGGACGUCAAACAGGUGGAAUCACAACAGAAGGAGGCUGCCUCACCAUUGCUCCCCGCGGUUGACACCUCACAGGCACCAAGGCAGUCGGUCACAAGCACGGAACAGACUCGUCGUGAAGCACAUUAUCCCAGUAUCGCUGCCGUUGCGGCUCAACCGCCAAUUUUGUCACCAGGCCCUGUCUCUCCAGCGAUGCAGCAUACAAUGACAUCUCAAGGUGCCGUCCCAAUGACACAAGUCGACUACCAACCCAGCCAACCACGUUCGUUGGAGCAAACCACACCAUCAGACCGACCACAAGCGCUGGCGCCAACGCAGCCACCGUCAGUCACGAUUCAUAACCACACAUUUUAUAGCGAAAGAUUCGCAAGUGGAGACGACAACACUGUUCGGGAAGCGAGAAGAGAUGCCAUGGAGCGGCUUGAAUCUACCACCUCGACCCAAGAAGUCAGCCAAAAAAAGGAAGUCACAAGGCAAGAAAUGCCAGUUCCUCACGAAUCAGAAACCGUCAAAAAGGCAGGUCUGAUGACCAGACUCAAAGGGCUUCUUCGUCGAAAAAAGGCGGGCAACAAGGACGACGCGGACAAGAAAAAGAAACGCCGAUCGACACUUAUCAUUGGCAUAAUCCUAUUUAUCAUCGUCCUGGCGUGUGUUCUCCUGGCCACCUUCCUCACAAGAACAGGCGACAGCACUCCUGUACAGAGCCAGUGGCUAAAUCUUACCGGCUAUCCUCCCAUUCCCACGGGCAUAUCCACCAUAGCCAGACCCGAUGUCGUCAAGCAGCAGUCCCAAUGUGUGGGACCCAACACAAUGUGGAGCUGUGCCCUACCCAAGGAGGAGCAGUUCGAGGUUACUCCCAACUCUCCGGACCAGCCGAACUUUCGAUUCGAGAUCAACUUUCGAAACGGCACUGUACCAGCGAAUAUGACGGUGCCCAUACAAGAGCUCAGGAAGAGGUCAGAGCGGCGCCUGCGGAAGAGGGCGGACAAUCCGUUUACAAACGAUCUGUUUGAUCCCAACCCGACGCCACCAAGCCGGGCGGACCAGAUCUUCAUAGGCAACACGACCGACAACAUCACGAAGCCGUUCGAGGGGGAGCAGACGCCUUUCUAUAUUACAUUCGUUCCAGUAUUUCCUGUCGACCCUUCAAAUACAACCGCCACGGCAUCUAGCCCGACAGGCUCCAAGCUUCGAAAGCGUCAGUCGACGAAUUCCUCAGAUGCCAUUCCGGCGCCCGACGUCCUGAGCGAUGGGAGUGCUGCGCCUGCCAACCUCCUCCCUAACGAUCCGUACCCUUCAUCUCAGCCGAUCAAACUGUACAACAGAGGUCAAGCGGACGAGCACUACGGCUUCUACAUCUACUACGACAAGGCAAUUUUCUUGCAUUCGACGGCAGCCUUGAACACCUCGGAAUUUACAGACAACAAUGGAAUUGACCCCGAGGACGAAAACGGGGGUUCCACUCGCGAUCAGUCCCGACUGCGGUGCACCUUUAGUCAAACGAGGUUCCUGGUCCGCAUGUGGACCAACCCAGCCUUUAGCGCAACGCUUCUCCCUGCCGCCUCGAAUGGGACCAACUCGACCGACGGAGGGAGCAGCAAUUCAGCAACCGAUUUCAGCCGACCAGGCUCAUUUCCGUACCCGACGACGAUCAGUAUUGACCGACACGGGGGCAACAUCAACAAGAAAGCAGUGUAUUGUUACGGCGUAGACCAACUACAGGUUAUCCAGUCCGAUAUAAAGACGAUCGUGCCAGAGUUCAGAAGUGUUUCAGGGACCUUGAUCAACGCGGCGCCAGGUCUUGUGAAUGGCACCAUCAGCGACGACACUGGAUUCGACCAGGAAGCAGGCGGUAUCGACGGAGGAACUGGGGGAUGUGAGUGUGUUUGGCAGAAUUGGAGCUGA